AUGUUAGCACGAUCAAAAGGGGAACUGCAUAUCAAGGACAUGAAAACUGAUCAAGUGUUUAAAUUGUGCAACGUUACUACCAGAUCUUUUGGGCUUUGUUGUUUUGAAGAAGUCGGACUUUUUUAUAUUAAAAGUAAGCAUAUUACUUAAUAUUUAGUAUUUUUAUUGACAGUUUUUUUUAUACAUUAUCAUUAUUAGAUGAAGCAAACGGGCGAUACGGCUACAACAGAAUUGAAUUUUACGAUGUAUAUACACAACAAAAAGUAUACGAACGCGUGUACAAUCAAAACAAAGAUUGUUGGUCUCCUUUCUCAAAUUAUGCUAUAUUAAACUGGAAUACUGGCGAAGUAAGUUUAAAGUAAAAUGUUUUUACUGUGUUUACAAACAGUAGAAUUUUUUUAUAUAACAUACAAUAAUAAAUAAAAACGAGUAAGUUUUAUUAAAACAACACAAUAAAGUUUUUAUUUAGCAUGUCAUUUACAAUCGUAAAAAAAAGAACUUUUAUUCGCGCUUCAUUAGUUGUCAGGAUCCAACAUCACACCUACGUAAUCCUCCAGAUAAAGCAUGUCUUUUCACAUCUUCAAAGAGAAUAGACGGCCGUCGAUGUUUUGAGCGUUGUGGACGCCACCGCAACAGUUUUUUUUUCGAUUACACUCAAGGUAAGACUAAAGUUUACAUAUAUCUUACUUUAUGACAUAUUAUAUACCACGAAAGGUUUUGAAAGUUGCAGGUUGGUCACUUUCCUUUUUGGUUAGUGAUUAUAGCCUUUCAAAAUAUGAAGAUCUCAUCCCAAAGUCAACGUACGAUUUGUGUGACUUACUAUGUUUAAAAAAGGUGUUUUAAAUUUAAAACGUUUUUAGCUAAGCUUUGUUCGCCAAAAUUGUAUAGAUGGAACGCCGUUUGUUGA
Molecule: messenger RNA, 907 nt
Organism: Bursaphelenchus okinawaensis
Lineage: Eukaryota; Metazoa; Nematoda; Chromadorea; Rhabditida; Aphelenchoididae
Source: the annotation of a GenBank genome assembly